Molecule: messenger RNA, 2633 nt
Organism: Eucalyptus grandis
Lineage: Eukaryota; Viridiplantae; Streptophyta; Magnoliopsida; Myrtales; Myrtaceae
Product: serine protease SPPA, chloroplastic-like
Biological process (GO): proteolysis
Molecular function (GO): peptidase activity
Source: RefSeq, a predicted model, not a curated record
GAUUUCUCCGACCGAAACAGAACACGCAGGACGACGAGCAGAGGGAGAGGGAGAGGGAGAGACAGAGAUGUCGAAGCUUCUUCACACGCCGCAGAUAACCUGCACAGUCCAGACCCACGGCAAGAACUUCGCCGCACUCCUCCACCUCUCCAAACCGCACGCCCCAUGUCUCCCUCUCCACAAUCACCUCCAUGUCUCCCCCCUCCUCUCCCCUCCUCUCCACGCGAAAUCCGUGUUUUCGCUCUCAAGAACCAAUCUUUCCUUCACCCAUUCUUCCAAGUUCGUCGCCCCGGCCGCCCAUCGCAGGAGCUUCUCCGUCAGAGCGUUCGACGAUUCUUCCGAGCCGGCGGCCGAGACCCAGAAGCCGGAACAAGAACAGGAAGCGAAGGAGCAAGAAUCGCACGCCAAGAAAGACGGGGACUACCCGAGCGGGGAGUUCGAGUUCGAGGAGUUCGGGGUGUGGAAGCAAUUCGGGGUCAAGCUCAAAAUGCUCGUCGCUUUCCCUUGGCAGCGGGUGAAGAAAGGCAGCGUCUUGACUAUGAAAUUGCGUGGCCAGAUAUCUGAUCAGGUAAAGAGCCGUUUCUCUUCAGGACUCUCCCUUCCUCAAAUUUGUGAGAAUUUUAUAAAAGCAGCAUACGAUCCUCGUAUCUCUGGUAUUUACCUCCAUAUUGACUCAUUGAGCUGUGGAUGGGGUAAAGUGGAAGAAAUAAGGAGACAUAUCCUGAAUUUCAAGAAAUCAGGUAAAUUCAUUGUGGGGUACGUCCCUACAUGUCAAGAAAAAGAGUAUUACCUUGCUUGUGCCUGUGGAGAGUUGUAUGCCCCUCCAAGUGCUUAUUUUUCUUUGUAUGGUCUGACAGUUCAAGCUUCCUUUCUCUCAGGUGUAUUGGAUAAAGUGGGAGUUGAACCACAAGUUCAAAGGAUAGGUAAAUAUAAAAGUGCUGGGGAUCAACUCCUGCGAAAAUCCAUGUCUGAAGAAAAUUGUGAGAUGUUGACGACCAUACUGGAUAACAUAUACGGCAGUUGGAUAGAUGAGGUUUCUUCAACAAAAGGGAAGAAAAGAGAAGAUAUUGAGAACUUCAUAAAUGAAGGAGUUUUUCAAGUAGAACGGUUAAAAAAAGAGGGCUUCAUAACCGACAUACGCUAUGACGAUGAGGUGAUAACAAUGCUGAAAGAAAGACUUGGAGUGCAGACGGAUAAGAAUCUCCCAUUGGUCGAUUAUAGGAGGUACUCAAGAGUGAGAAAGUGGACCCUUGGUUUAUCUGGUGGUAAAGACUUAAUAGCCGUCAUACGAGCCUCUGGUGCUAUAAGUCGUGUGAAAAGUCCAACAAGCCUUCCCAGUUCUUCUGGUAUAAUAGCAGAGCAAAUCAUUGAAAAAAUUCGGGUUGUGAGAGAGAGUCAAAAAUUUAAAGCUGCAAUUAUCCGAAUCGACAGCCCUGGUGGUGAUGCUCUAGCCUCAGACUUAAUGUGGAGGGAGAUUAGGCAAUUGGCUGCAUCAAAGCCUGUUAUUGCAUCAAUGGUUGAUGUAGCAGCUAGUGGCGGAUAUUACAUGGCAAUGGGAACACCGACCAUUGUUGCAGAAAAACUUACCUUAACUGGCUCUAUUGGAGUUGUUUCAGGGAAGCUUAACCUGGGGAAUCUGUACGAAAAAAUAGGCUUCAAUAAGGAGAUCAUAUAGGGAAAAUAUGCUGAGCUCCUUGCGGCCGAGCAACGACCUUUAGGUGAAAGGCCAGAUGAGGCGGAGCUAUUUGCCAAGAUGGCGGAUAAUGCAUACAAAAUGUUUCGCGAUAAGGCGGCUUUCUCGCGAUCAAUGCCGGUUGAUAAGAUGGAGGGGGUUGCACAAGGGAGAGUAUGGACAGGCAACGAUGCUGCUUCACGAGGUUUGGUUGAUGCAAUCGGCGGAUUUUCUCGGGCUAUUGCGAUUGCGAAAGAGAAGGCCAAUAUACCCCAAACUAAUAAGGUCACGCUCGUCGAGCUGUCGAGGCCAUCUCCUUCGCUCCCUGAAAUAUUGAGUGGAAUAGGAGGCUCUCUUGUCGGGGUCGACACCGCGAUGAAGGAAUUGCUUCGAGAAUUGUCGUUUGCUGAAGGCAUUCAGGCCCGGAUGGACGGAAUAUUGUACGAGAGGCUAGAGAGCUCUUCGUUUUCCAAUCCUAUAUUGGCCAUGAUAAAGGAUUAUCUGAGUUCUCUCUAGAGCGUCAGCUCUGACCAGUCUCGCCAUUCCGCGAGAGUACACAGCAUCACCGCGCAACGCAGCAGGGGGCCGAGAUGCCAUGACAUUCCACCGAGGCUGCAGUCCUGUGUGCUGUCGUAUAAUUUAUAAGCCGGAGGUACGAGAAUGUUCGCUCGUGUAUCGGUCAGGUGACACUUUUUCUUUAGCUUUCCGCUUGCCACGUGGCGUGACAUGUCCCGCGGCUAAGUUGCAGGUUAUUCGGUUAUUAACGUUAAUGAUGGGGUAACAUUUAAAAAAUCUUGUCACUAGAGAAUAUCAUGCAGAAAAUUUGGCCGAUGUUCAUGCUGAAAGGUGAAAGAUGAGCUGAUAUUAUUUACACUGGGCAGAAAAGCCCCGCUCGCACGGACUCGCGGGAGGGGCUAGAAAUUGCCCGCUCAAAUAUACGAAUAUGGUCUUUUUUUUUUAA